Messenger RNA from Mucor mucedo, 2082 nucleotides. RefSeq names its product P-loop containing nucleoside triphosphate hydrolase protein. The transcript has 2 exons. The record is from RefSeq and is a predicted model, not a curated record. The coding region runs from base 79 to 1875 and encodes 598 amino acids. NCBI's taxonomy places the organism in Eukaryota, Fungi, Mucoromycota, Mucoromycetes, Mucorales, Mucoraceae. Gene Ontology annotation, molecular function: ATP binding; ATP hydrolysis activity.
UAUUUUAGCAUCAUCUAUCUCUUUUUUUUUUAAAACCACUCCCUUUUUCUUUAACAAAAAAAAAAAAAAAAAGACAAUAUGAGUGCUACCGUAUCUGCUUCAAAGGCCAAGCGUCUCGCCGCCAGAGCUGCCAAGUCCUCCAAGUCUGGAACACCUAAAGCAUCCGGAAAGAACACUCCUGCCGACUCUUCUGAUGUCGAAGGUGAGAUGGGUAACCUCAAGAUCAGUACUGAUCGUACUGCUACUGGUGUCUAUACUUCUCAAGAAAGAAGUAGAGAUAUUAAGAUUGAUUCCUACUCUCUUAAUUUCCAUGGUCGUGUCUUGAUUGAUAAUGCUUCCAUCGAACUCAAUUUUGGUAGACGUUAUGGUCUCAUUGGUUCUAACGGUUCUGGUAAGUCUACUUUCUUGGCCUCUCUUGCCGGUCGUGAUAUCGAAAUCCCUGACCACAUUGAUAUCUACCUCUUGAACCAAGAAGCUGAACCCUCUGAGUUCAAUGCUGUUGAGUCCGUCAUCAUGUCUGCCCAAAAGGAAGUUGCUCGUCUCGAAAAGCAAGUUGAAGAACUUUUGAGUGAAGAUGAUGGAGCUGAUAACCCAUUGUUGGACGAUAUUUAUGAACGUAUUGAACAAAUGGAUGCUGCUACCUUCGAAACCAGAGCCUGUACUCUCUUAUCCGGUUUAGGUUUCGAUCCUCUUCAAAUGAAGAAGAAGACCAGUGAUAUGUCCGGUGGUUGGAGAAUGAGAGUUGCUUUAGCUCGUGCUCUUUUCAUUAAGCCCACUCUUUUGCUUUUGGAUGAACCCACUAACCAUUUGGAUUUGGAAGCUACUGUCUGGCUCGAAGAAUACUUGAAGACCUAUGAUCGUAUUCUCAUCAUUGUUUCUCAUUCUCAAGAUUUCUUGAACGGUGUCUGUUCCAACAUGAUGCACUUGAACCACAAGCGUAAGCUUCUUUACUAUGGUGGUAACUACGAUACUUUCAUGAAGACUAAGGAAGAAAACGAAGUUAACCAAGCCAAGGCUUAUGCUAAACAACAAGAAGAAAUUGCUCACAUCAAGAAGUUCAUUGCUUCCGCUGGUACUUAUGCUAAUUUGGUCAGACAAGCCAAGUCCAAGCAAAAGAUUAUUGAUAAAAUGGAGGCUGCCGGUCUUAUCGAAAAGGUUGAAAACCCUUUGGCUUUCAAGUUCUCCUUCACUGAUGUUGCCAAGCUUCCUCCUCCCGUCCUUGCUUUCCAAGAUGUCUCUUUCGCUUGGGAUGGUAAGAUGGAGAACUGUCUUUACAGACAUCUCGAAUUGGGUAUUGAUAUGGAUUCCCGUAUUGCCCUUGUCGGUCCCAAUGGUGCUGGUAAGUCUACACUCCUUAAGUUGAUGGAUAACGAGCUUGUCCCUACUGGUGGUCGUAUUCAAAAGCAUACUGCCUUAAAGCUCGGUAAAUACUCUCAGCAUUCAAACGAUCAAUUGGAUAGCUCCGUCUCUGCUAUCGAUUACAUGCGUAACAAGUUCCCUCACGUCUCUACUGAUUUAACUCACUGGCGUCAACAAUUGGGUCGUUAUGGUUUAACUGGUUCUCAUCAAACCUCUUUGAUCAGCACCUUAUCCGAUGGUCUUAAGUCUCGUCUUGUGUUUGCUGAAUUAGCUGUGCUUCGUCCUCAUAUCAUCUUAUUGGAUGAACCUACUAAUCAUUUGGAUAUGGAGUCUAUUGAUUCUCUUGCCGAUGCUAUUAACCGUUUCUCUGGUGGUGUUGUCCUUGUUUCUCACGAUUUCCGUUUGAUCUCUCAAGUUGCAAAGGAAAUCUGGCGUUGUGAAGGUGGUCUUGUUCAACCUUUCCAAGGUUCUAUCAAUGCUUACAAGGAACAACUCAGAAAGGCUGUCAAGUUAUAAAUUGUUUUUUCUCUCUUUUUCGCGCACUCUAUAUUUUCUUUUCUUUUACAAACACACACACUCAAAACCCUUAUCCUUAUUUUAGAUGAUAAUAUAUACAUUAAACCUUUUUUUUUUCUACUUUUUGCUUUAUGAUUACGAGAAUGUUACUCCUUACCAUUUCAUAUAAAUAAAUAAACUAAAAACAAUAAAAAAAAAACAUUCCCC